Messenger RNA from Micropterus salmoides (largemouth bass), 1009 nucleotides. Its product is annotated as CST complex subunit TEN1-like. Bases 21 to 578 code for a protein of 185 amino acids. Gene Ontology annotation, biological process: negative regulation of telomere maintenance via telomerase. Gene Ontology annotation, molecular function: telomerase inhibitor activity; single-stranded DNA binding; telomeric repeat DNA binding. The record is from RefSeq and is a predicted model, not a curated record. The transcript has 3 exons. Gene Ontology annotation, cellular component: CST complex. NCBI's taxonomy places the organism in Eukaryota, Metazoa, Chordata, Actinopteri, Centrarchiformes, Centrarchidae.
CCAACUGAAACGGCCUCCUCAUGGCGCAGCCGCAGAGAGGUCGACAGAGGCGGAGACAAACACGUCAUGUGACAUGUACCCGGAAGGACACGGCCUUCCUUCACCAUGCACUUUAUUCACAUUAUGCAACCAUAUCAGAUUUUCAGGUUUUUGUCCAAGACGCUUUUGUUUUUACCACCAUGCUUCCAGCAGCUGCAGUCUUUCGUUUCCCCUGGGAAGUAAACUCUGGAGAAGUGCAGGAAGGAGAGUCAGUGAGAGUAUUUGGCAGACUUGUCUGCUAUCAGCCUGAGGAGUCCAGGGCUACACUGUCAGCUCAGCAUGCUUCAAAAGAGCACCACGUGGUCGUCCACACCGUGUUUGUGGAGCCCUUCAACCCAAUAAUUGGGGCCCAGUACUUAGUUCUGGGUGAGGUAGAAAAUGCUCAGGGGGUUGGCGUGAUGGUCCGUGCCCGUGUGCUAAACUGUGUUGAUGGUGUAAACAUUGCUCUUCUACAGAAAGCCAUCAAUGAGCAAAGGAGCUUCUUUGGGGAGAGGGAGCGUACACCGAGUGAUGCUGCACAACCUGCACAUACAACGUGAUUAGGGUCUUCAUUCAUCAAGUUUCCCAGGGUGCUCAUUGAGUAUCAGGACUACCAGUGCUGCCAAGAUUCACUGGAGUGCUGUUGUGUGAAAAGUGUAAAAGACAUAGAUGUACUGACUAAAUGACUAUCAUGUCUACCUCUGAUCAUAACAGCUUUCGGCACUGUAUCAGUCCUGGGGUUGCUAUUUGAUAAUUACAGCCCCAAAUGAAUGGCUUGACAUUAGGGUUGCAUGUGUGUUCAACAAAGUAUUACUAGCAGAUGCUUUGGGCCAUGACAUGAAUAUGGUACAUUUUGUUAGCCAUGUUGAGCUGUCUGAUAACAAUAGGUUUUUCAAUGCUGCAAAUUUUAAUGGUGGGAGUUUCCAGUCUUAACAUUCUCGAUGUAACUUUGUGGUCUGAUAUCUUUCAAAUGCUUUAAAAUCGUUACAAU